UUUUUCUCUCUGGUCUCUGACGGCUGAUCCUGACAGCCGAUCUACAUUCUCUACUGCUCUUUCUUUAGUCGCUGCAUAUACAGCCUUGUCUUUCUUUGCGGGGGACUGAUAAUACCCCGAGAUUGAUUCCUGCAUUGUUGACCCGGUGUUUGGGUGGAGCCUCAGAUCGGAGAGAUCCACGCUUACAGCUGCGGAGUACUCUUAUCGACACCCUCAUCGCUUGAGCGAUUUAUGCGAAUAGAACAUUAUUCAAACAUAUCGCAUACUGAUAGAGGCAGCACUGAUGCCUUGACGGUCGUUCCCGUUCCAAAUCAGAUCAUCAUCGCCCAUUCGUUGUUUAUUCUAUAGCCUGAGAGCCGCGUUAUCCGACCAUUCCUGCAUCUGCAUUCCGCCAUGAUUCUAUUCCCCGCGCGCCGUUCGGGGGGCCGGCGAUCGUCGUGGAUGCUCCUCGUGGUUCUGGUGAUCGCUUUGUGUGCGGUUUCCGCUGUUGCGCAAGAUAAGACUGCUGUGGAUAAUCCCGACGCUGCGGCUACGGACGUCGCGUCGCCUGAAAAUAAGGAGACUGCGAAGGUACCUGCGGAAGAAUCUGCGAAAGAACCUGGGGAAGAAUCUGAGAAAGAACCUGAGAAAGAACCUGAGAAAGAACCGGAGAAAGAACCUGAGAAAGAAACGGCGACGGAAGAACCCACGAGCAAGGAGACGUCCAGUGAAGAAAAGACCACUGAAGAGACGAAGACGGAGGAAAAAACGACAGACUCGAAACCGACAAGUACCAAGACGUCGGAGUCAGAGACCACGACGGAUUCCGAGUCGACCACCUCCGAGACUUCCUCUGAGACUACAUCUUCGUCCGAGAAGACCUCGUCUUCCAAGACAACCGAUCACCCAGAAAUAACGGUUCCCCCGACGGCAGACGCGCCGUACAUGCAAAAGUCCAACACGCCCGAAGGCACAGUCUUCAUCGCCGUCGGCGCCGUCCUCGGCUUCCUCGGGUUCGCAGUCCUCGCAUGGCGCGGCAUGGUCGCCUGGUCCGUCAACCGCUCCGUCCGCCAAGCAGCCCUGGUACACUCCUCGGAAAGCAAAGGACUCCUCCGGUCCCGCCGCAAGAGGUCAACAGUCCGUCCCCAAGGCCCCGUCGCGCCCGUAUCUCUCGAGAAAAUGAGCGGCAACAAACGCUCCAGCCACAUGCAUCAACGCUCAACCAAGGUCCCCAGCUCCAGCAGCGGCCUCUUCUUCUCCCCAACAGCCGGAAUGCAAAGCAGCGGAAACCGAGCAUCAAACUACCUCCCCGCAGGAUACUACGCAGCCGGAAAUGCCACCGCAGGCGGGAGUGGCAGCGGCGGCGGCGGCAGCGGCGGCGGCCACCACACGCACUUCUCCGACCUCCCCGGAAUAGGACCCCAGGCACAAGGCUACACGCGGACAAAAUCAGGCCCCAGCCCACCAGGAACACCAACACAACAGCAGCACACACCCAGCGGCCCACAAGCACCCUACUACGGCUCCUCAACCAGCGACGUCAACCUCUCCCCCGCACCACCGGGUCGAACACCCAGCGCAUACCUCGAAGACCUCUUCGAGAACCACGCACCGCAAAGAAACCAAAACAAGCGAUAUCGGGGUUGAUACGCGGUUGCUCACUAUAUCUUGUUUUCUUCUUUUCUACGAGGGACGAUCGAUGUACGGUUUAUUGAUUGAUUGAUUAUUUGAUUGAUUGCCUUCUUACCUAACCUAGCUUCCUGGUUCUUGUUUAGUCCUUUUGCAUUUAACUAAUCUUUGAUUUAAUCCGUUGAUAAAGCAUGAAUUGCAUACAUACAUACUAUUUUUGUGUGGGAUCAACCGUCUUGUGUAAUGUUUAUAUCCCAGCAUGGCGUUCACUGCACCUCAUUUAAUCAUUCAUUCAUUCAAUCAAUAAAUCAACCUGCCGUCUACAACAACAGCUAGCCAUUGGUGUAUUCAGAUACCAAGUGAUUACGCGCGUUAUCCCUACAAUCAAGAGAAAGUUGGAAAAGUC
This is a messenger RNA of Aspergillus campestris IBT 28561, 2014 nucleotides long. RefSeq lists its product as uncharacterized. The record is from RefSeq and is a predicted model, not a curated record. Gene Ontology annotation, cellular component: fungal-type vacuole. The coding region runs from base 394 to 1626 and encodes 410 amino acids. Lineage: Eukaryota; Fungi; Ascomycota; Eurotiomycetes; Eurotiales; Aspergillaceae. The transcript has a single exon.